This is a messenger RNA of Arctia plantaginis, 501 nucleotides long. NCBI's taxonomy places the organism in Eukaryota, Metazoa, Arthropoda, Insecta, Lepidoptera, Erebidae. The record is from the annotation of a GenBank genome assembly.
AUGUUUUACACAGUGAAAGCUCAACAGUACUGUCACCCGUACGAGCCUUUCAAAUGCCCGGUGGACGGCAACUGUAUCUCGAUCCAGUACCUCUGCGACGGUGCCCCGGACUGCAUCGAUGGCUACGACGAAGAUUCCAAGCUGUGCACUGCUGCAAAGAGGCCACCUGUUGAAGAAACGGCAUCAUUUCUUCAAUCGUUACUGGCAUCCCACGGGCCCAACUACCUAGAGAAAUUGUUCGGAAGUAAGGCUAGAGACGCCUUGGAACCACUUGGCGGUGUCGAGAAGGUCGCCAUUGCUCUCUCCGAAUCGCAAACUAUCGAGGACUUUGGAGCUGCGUUACACCUAAUGAGGUCAGAUCUGGAACACCUGCGCUCUGUAUUCAUGGCUGUGGAGAACGGCGACCUUGGCAUGCUUAAAUCCCUCGGCAUCAAGGACUCGGAGCUUGGCGAUGUCAAGUUCUUCUUGGAAAAGCUAGUCAACACAGGAUUCCUGGACUGA